AUGGAGUUUAUUGAAAACAAAUCAGGCAUAGUUGAACUGGGCCGGUCUUUCUUUUCCGCCAUUACUGUCAGAUCUCUCUCUCUCUCUCUAUAUCCCUUUAUCUCUCCCUAUCUAUCUAUCUAUCUAUUUAUUUAUCUAUCUAUCUAUUUAUCUAUCUCAGUGUGUUCAUAUCUAUUUAUCUCAGUUCAUAUCUAUCUAUCUAUCUAUCUAUCUAUCUAUCUAUCUAUCUAUCAGUCUGUUCAUAUCUAUCUAUCUAUCUAUCUAUCUAUCAGUCUGUUCAUAUCUAUCUAUCUAUCUAUCUAUCUAUCUAUCUAUCUAUCUAUCAGUCUGUUUAUAUCUAUCUAUCUAUCUAUCUAUCUAUCUAUCUAUCUAUCUAUCUAUCAGUCUGUUCAUAUCUAUCUAUCUAUCUAUCUAUCUAUCAGUCUGUUCAUAUCUAUCUAUCUAUCUAUCUAUCAGUCUGUUUAUAUCUAUCUAUCUAUCUAUCUAUCUAUCUAUCUAUCUAUCUAUCUAUCAGUCUGUUCAUAUCUAUCUAUCUAUCUAUCUAUCUAUCUAUCUAUCUAUCAGUCUGUUCAUAUCUAUCUAUCUAUCUAUCUAUCUAUCAGUCUGUUCAUAUCUUCUAUCUAUCUAUCUAUCUAUCUAUCUAUCUAUCUAUCUAUCUAUCUAUCAGUCUGUUCAUAUCUAUCUAUCUAUCUAUCUAUCUAUCUAUCUAUCUAUCUAUCUAUCUAUCACAAUCUUUCUAUCUUUUUCUCGCAUUUAUGUGUUAUCCCUGAACAUUCAUACACUUUCUCUUUCUUUCUCACAAUUUUUCACUCUUUUUUGUCAACUCCCUCUUUCUUUCUUCCUUUCUUUCUUCCUUCCUUUCUUUACCCACUCCCUUUCUUUUUUCCUUCUUUCUUUCUUUCUUUAUCCACUUCCUUCUUUCUUUCUUAUCUACUCCUUUUCUUUUUCUUUCUUUCUUUCUUUCUUUCUUUCUUUCUUUCUUUCUUUCUUUCUUUAUUUACUCCCUUUCUUUUCUGUCCUUCUUUCUUUCUUUCUUUCUUUCUUUUUUUCUUAUCUACUCCCUUUCUUUCUUUCUUUCUUUCUUUCUUUCUUUCUUUCUUUCUUUCUUUCUUUCUUUCUUAUCUACUCCCUUUCUUUCUUUCUUUCUUUCUUUCUUUCUUUCUUUCUUUCUUUCUUUCUUUUGUCCUUUUGUUUGUUUCUUUGUUUCUUUGUUUCUCUGUCUCAUGUUUUAAUCCUUUUAACCUCUUUCUCUAUUUUUCUUUCCCUCCUCCUCUUUUAUUUCUUAAUCUCUUCCCUUUUCUUCUCUAUUCUUUAUUCUCAUAUUUCUUAAUACUUUUAUCAUCUGUCUCUCUCUCUCUCACUCUUCUUCUCACUUAUUCCUUGAUCCUUUUUCAUAUUCUCUCUUUCUUUCUCCUCCUUCACUCAUGUUCUUAA
Messenger RNA from Acanthosepion pharaonis, 1434 nucleotides. NCBI's taxonomy places the organism in Eukaryota, Metazoa, Mollusca, Cephalopoda, Sepiida, Sepiidae. The record is from the annotation of a GenBank genome assembly.